AAUUUCAAAGGGACAUAGUAUAAGUAUCUUAUUGAGGCCAAGACUCAUUUCCAAUUAUCUGCAACUAGAUCUAGAUAUAUGUACAAAAUUUUGCUCAAAGUCGUUCUGAAAUGUAAAAAAAUAAACUAUAUGUAGAUCUAGAAUCUACUGAAACUUGUUAUGACUUCAGCAUAAAUCAUUAUUGACAUGUUUCGUGCUUGAAUGAUCAAAGGGAGAACACUCAUUUCACCUGAAUGUAGUUGCUUAGGACGCAGAGGUUUCACAUUCUCCGUCAAAAUUUAUUUUAACAAUAUUUUGGUGAUCAGUUGAAAUGGCAACGAGCAUUCCUUUGAUAUGAGUUACGCGGACGGAAGAACAGCUGCUAGAAUCACUGACUUCCGAAAUCAGUGAGUUGAGUGAGCUUCUGAGAAGCCCAAGAUGAACGACAAACCACUAAGUUGCACGAUAAAGCCCGCCGUCUGUGUCACAGCAGACACGAAAGGUUUUCAUUCUGGCUGCAAGAUUGUAGACAUUUCCUUUCCAAGCAUUGUGAACCCAGAGGUUACUGACGAGAAUGUUGAAAUUGGAGAAAUUCGAUUCCAGAAUUUCUAUGUGGCUUUCCUGACUGUGAAGGCAAAAAUCAAACUGACAGAAGAUACUCCGCGAGAAGGACCCCAGGACCAGGGCUGGCGUGUCGCUCUACGCAGAUUCCCGCUCAUGCCAGACCCUCACGGCGAGACGGGCGCUCAGGAUUCCUUCUGUCUGACCAGGAAACAUUUCUCAUGUGACUUAAGCAACAUCGUGUCUGUGAGGCUCAUCCUGCAGCAACCUGCGCCCGUGUGGAAGGAAUUCAAGAUGGAGGAGCUCAAACUGUUCAGAUCUUCCAAUGGUGUGCGAGUUCCGCCAUUGCCGACGUGGGUCACGGAGGACGACAAGACAAAAGUCGGGAAGAAAGAACUGGAG
Aplysia californica (California sea hare) is the source of this 942-nucleotide messenger RNA. RefSeq names its product nicolin-1. Gene Ontology annotation, cellular component: nucleoplasm. NCBI's taxonomy places the organism in Eukaryota, Metazoa, Mollusca, Gastropoda, Aplysiida, Aplysiidae. The record is from RefSeq and is a predicted model, not a curated record.